GCUAUGCUAUCUAGCGCCAACUCACCCCGAUUACCUAAAGGACUUAGACAUUCACUGCAACUUGCUAGUAUCACCAUAGCUUCUGCUUGAUAAAUACCAUGGCACACAAUACAUUGAAUGGUAAAGUGUCGUCGGGGAGUGGCUCAAAGGACCCCAUCAUCCUAGUCCAAUCCGUUGCGUUUGCGGGCCACACUAUUCCUCUUAUGCAGGUUGCGGAAUAUCUCGUCCAGCGUGGUUAUGAUCUUUACUACCUUGGAGGAACUGAAUUCAAAGAACCCAUCGAGGCCACUGGGGCCAAAUUUAUUCCCUAUCUUGGACUCAGCGAUACCUACAUCCAGACAUGGAUGCCUGUCCACGGGUUAGGGACUGGUAUAGAAACCGCACCCUCAUGUCUCAGGUUGUUAGCCGCUUGUAUGCCCAGCCAGCUUGAAUCAACACGGAACGCUCUGACAAUUAUACGAGAGAAGGAACCGGGUCGGGAGGUUGUCAUCGUGUCCGAAAUUGCCGCCGCAGGUAGCAUUGUUCCGUUCAGGCUCGGCGCUCCGUUGCCCGCCGGCUAUUCCGAGCUCCCGAAGGUUCUCGGCGUCAACAUCAUCCCACCUUGGUGGACGUCGGUGGACUAUGUCGACUUUUGGAUGGACACGCCUUACGUUCCCGGCCAGGACCCGAAGAUAAACCGGCUCAUCGCCAAGUUGGCGCGAGAAGGCAUAUUCAAGGAGGCGUGGGAGCGCUUCCCAGUUACACUGGAGUCAUUAUCGGCUUUUAAGCCGAUGGAAAGUCUCUUCGGCGAUCAUGCUAAGAAAAUUGAUCACGUCUUAUGGGAUAUGCAUUUCGUCGCUCCCGAUAAGACCCUACAGAUGUGUAUCCCUUCGCUCGAGUAUCCCAGAUCAGACUGGCCGCCUAAUUUCGCCUUUGGCGGGACGCUGCCGCCUAAGGCCUGGCGCAAGCCUAACUUCGUGUUCCCGGACUGGUUCGCGCGGGUGCAAGAGAACAGUGCGAAAGAUGUGACUUCCGCCUCCCGCAAGAAGAUCGUAGCCAUUGCGCAGGGGACCCUAGCUAUCGACUGGGAAAAUGUGCUCAUCCCGACGAUUCAGGGGUUGGCACACAGGGACGAUGUUCUCGUCGUCGCCAUCCUGUGUGUCAGAGGCGCCGAACUGGGAGACCGGCUGCCAAUACCGGUGCCGGCAAAUACCAUUGUCGUAGACUACUUCCCGUACGAUGCAGUCAUCGAGCAUGCGGACGUCUUCGUCUCGAACGGCAGCUACGGUGUGUUCUCACAUUGUGUCGCGCAUGGUGUGCCGAUGGUCCUCUCUGGCUAUACUGAAGAUAAGGGCACGCUAGGUAUGAGGGCAGAGUAUGCGGGAUUCGCUAUCAACCUGGGCAUAGAGCAGCAGACACCUGAAGCGUUUGAAAAGGGAGUUGAUACUGUCCUCGCCAAUCCUAAAUACAAGACACGGGCUAUGCAAUUAAGGGCCGAAGCAGAAGAGUUCGAUGCCUUGGGCACCGUGGAGAGAGAGCUGAGGGCUAUGUUUUAGACCUACUAUAGCGUAGACGGUAUAGAACAUGCCUCAGAUAGUCAUGAACUUCAUUGGUAUUGUUAUUGUUCAGAAAGCCCGGUGUUGCCC
Molecule: messenger RNA, 1625 nt
Organism: Xylaria bambusicola
Lineage: Eukaryota; Fungi; Ascomycota; Sordariomycetes; Xylariales; Xylariaceae
Product: glycosyltransferase family 1 protein
Exons: 2
Coding region: 99-1535 (478 amino acids)
Molecular function (GO): glycosyltransferase activity
Source: RefSeq, a predicted model, not a curated record